CCCCUCCCCGCGACGGGCGCGCUCGACAGUGACGUAGUUAACCGGCGGCGCCCAACAGCCGCAGCGCUGGCGCCGCUCGUGUCUGCCCCCAGCCAUGUUCCCUUCGGCUCCCGCCUCGCCGCGGACCCCCGGCGGGUCGGCCCGCAGGAACCUCGGCAGCGCCGCCGCCGCCAGCCCCCUCUCCCGGCCGGGCGGCAGGAGGAACCUGGCCGUAGUGGCGGCAGCCAGCUCCCCGGGGCUGUUUUCCCCGGUGGGGCGGAGGAGCGGCUCCCUCUCCGCGCGAGCAACUCCUACCAGAGUUAUACAGCAUCCUUCAGCAAGUGACACUAUUAACUAUGAUGUAAAGGCUUUUGGAUCCUCUCUCCCUGUUAAAGUUAUGGAAGCCCUAAAAAAGGCUGAUGCUGAUGACCAGUUGAGUGUUCAAGUGGAUGAAAGUGGAUGGGCCUGGCUGGUCCAUAAAGAGAGGCUGAUUAUCUGGAAGAUUGGUCAGUCUCCAGUUGCUAAGUUAUCUCUGUGCAAGGAGCUGCAGUUGCCACCCAGUGACUUCCAGUGGAGUUGUAGUUUAGCAGCUGUAUCUUUCCUCAGUUCCUCAGGUGAAGCACCUUCUCUACAGUCUCUGGCAAUAAUGGUUGCUACCAGUGAAGGUACUAUACGCUACUGGCCCAAUCUUGUGCAUGAAGGUUCCUACACGGAGACUUUUAUAGACUUUGGAGGCUCUCUGUGCAGUUUCCUAACAGCAGUAAAGGGAGGAAGCUUUAUUUUAUCUUCUUUCAGAGGCCAGCUAGUUCGACUGAUACCAGAUAGUUCUGGCAAGAUUUAUCAGCAUGCCUUACCACAGGGUCAGGGCAUGUUUUCUGGAAUUGGUCGAAAAGUUUCUUCCCUUCUGGGUAUUUUGUCUCCUGGCAAUGAUGCUGCGAUUUCUAGUGUCCUUUGGGAUAAAGAAAGGUCAAGCUUUUAUAUGCUAACAAGUUCAAACCUAAACAAGUGGGAGAUUGAUGAUUCAUCAGAACGUUAUAUUUUCAGCUGGGAUAUCAACAGAAUCCUUAAGGAACAUAUUACAGAUGCAAUUUGGGGUUCUGAGAGUAACUAUGAAGACAUUAAAGGAGGAGUCAAUAUACAAUACAUGGAUUUGCAGCAAAAUCGUGAUGGACUGGUGAUACUUGCUGCAGCAUGGCAUCCUGGAGAUCGCCCGUGUCUUGUGUAUUACACUCUGAUAACAGUAGAAGAUAAAGGCUUCCAGAUGUCUGAUGAUGUUGUUGUGGAGGUCACACAGUAUAAUCCAUCUUUUCAGUCAGAAGAGGAACUGACAUGCUGUUUGGUAGUCCCAGACUACUUUAGCCAUGCUGCUUACCUUUAUAAGGAAGAUGAAGUGUUUGCUUGCUCCACUGGAACUGGAAGAAUUUCUUUACCACAGGAGAAAAUCAUACUUGGCAUACAAGGAGACAGCAUUUUAGGAGCAGGUUCUUGUACUGGCCUUCCCAUCUUCUUUGUCAAAAAAAGUGGGCUUAUCACCAUCUUGUCUAGGGAAAAUGUUUCUGUGCUUCCAGAAGACCUUGAAGAUUCCCUCUCCUCUUCUGUUGCUGGACCAAACAGUGAGAGUCCUGCAUUUGAUGCAAACAAUAGGAUAGAAAUUACAGCCCAAGAAGAUAAGACUAAAUUAUUGAAAGCUGCUUUUCUACAGUACUGCAGGAAAGAUAUUGUCAAUGCACAGAGCAUGGUAGUUGAGCUCUUUCCAAGUAAUGCAGAUCUGGAUUCUGAUACUGAACUGGAUAGAGCAGUGACUCAGAUCAGUGUGGACUUAAUGGAUGACUACCCUGCCUCUGAUCCAAGAUGGGCUGAAUCUGUACCUGAAGGUAAAGAUGAAGAAGCAGCUGGUUUCAGCAACACGUCCCUCAUUCUUCUUCAUCAGCUAGAGGACAAGACAAAAGCCCAUUCAUUCUUCAUUGAUUUUCUCCAUCAGGUUGGUGUAUUUGAACGUCUGGGCAGUUUUCCGGUACGAGGGAUGCCAAUGGCAACUCGAUUGUUGCUCUGUGAGCAUGCAGAAAAACUAGCAGCAGCUAUUGUUCUCAAGAAUCAUCACUCUAGGCUGCCAGAUUUAGUGAACGCUGCUAUACUGAUGGCUUUAAACAAAAGAGUGUGUGACAUUCCACCAAAUCUUACCCCUGCAGAUGUUUUCUUUCGAGAGGUGUCCCAGAUAGAUUCCAUCUUUGAAUGCUUACUAGAAGAGGAGGAACAAACCUUGAAAGAAAUGCCCGUUGAAUCAAUUGAGUGGGCCCAGAUAGUUAUCAAUGUGAACAACAUCAUUAAGGACAUGCUACAAGCUGCUAGCCAGUAUCGUCAAUCUAGAGCCUCUUUAUAUAAAACAGGAGAGCUCCCAGAAAGAGAACCUGAAUAUGUUCCAUGGACAGCUUCUAGUGGUCCUGCUGGUAUACGUACAGCAAUAACACGUCAGCAUGGAAUCAUUCUGAAGGUGGUGUAUCCUCAGGUGGACAGUAACCUCCGCAGCAUUGUGGCUGAACAGCUGGUGGCACUGCUAGAUUGUUUUCUAGAUGGCUAUGUUUCUCAGCUUAAAUCUGUUGACCGACCUGCUGAUCAAGAGAGAUACAGUAAUCUGGAAAUGGAGUAUGUGCAGAAAAGAUCAGAACUCUUGUCUCCUCUCCUUUCCCUGGGACAGUAUCAGAUGGCAGCUGCUUUAGCAGAGAAGUACUGUGACUUUGAUAUCCUGGUGCAAAUGUGUGAGCAGACAGAAAAUCAGGCUAGAUUACAACGUUAUAUGAGUCAGUUUGCGGACCAGAAUUUUUCAGAUUUCCUGUUUCGCUGGUAUUUAGAAAAAGGAAAGCGUGGGAAGCUGUUAUCUCAACCUAUUGCUCAACAUGGACAGCUGGCCAGUUUUUUGCAGGCCCAUGAGCAUCUGAGCUGGUUACAUGAAAUCAAUAGCCAGGAUUUGCAAAAGGCUCACAGAACAUUGCAGACAUUAGCAAAUAUGGAGACCCGAUACUUUGCAAAGAAGAAAACGCUUCUUGGCUUGAGCAAAUUAGCUGCACUGGCAUCUGACUUCUCGGAAGACAUACUGCAAGAAAAAAUAGAAGAAAUAUCAGAACAGGAGCGUUUUCUGUUGCAUCAGGAGACCCUUCCUGAACAAUUACUGGUAGAGAAACAGCUGAACCUUAAUGAUAUGCCAGUGUUGUCUGCACCUCAGCUCAUUGAUAUGUACAUAUGUGAUGAGAACAGAAGGGCCAACGAGUAUGACUUCAAGAAAGCACUUGAUCUACUGGAAUAUAUUGAUGAGGAUGAGGAAGUGGAUGUAAACGAUCUUAAACUAAAAAUUGUCUGCAAGGCUCUCCAAAGAGAUGGGUGGUCCAAUUCAGAAGGUAAAGAUGAUCCAAUUGAAGCAUCUAAAGAUAGUAUAUUUGUGAAAAUAUUACAAAAACUCUUGAAAGAAGGAGUUCAGUUAAGUGAAUAUUUGCCAGAAGUGAAGGACUUGCUGCAAGCGGAUGAACUUGGCAACUUGAAAUCGAAUCCUUACUUCGAAUUUGUGUUAAAGGCAAACUAUGAACUCUACGUUCAGGGACAAGCAUGAUGAAUCUCACUAUUCUUUUUUUAAAUAUUUUUUUCUAAAGGAUUGUAAAAUUCAUGUAUACUUUUUAAAAUUCUGUUCUUAUUUUGUUAAAACUUUGCAAUAAAGUUUAUAUAUAGUAA
Molecule: messenger RNA, 3699 nt
Organism: Dromaius novaehollandiae (emu)
Lineage: Eukaryota; Metazoa; Chordata; Aves; Casuariiformes; Dromaiidae
Gene: NUP133
Product: nucleoporin 133
Exons: 26
Coding region: 95-3580 (1161 amino acids)
Biological process (GO): protein import into nucleus; poly(A)+ mRNA export from nucleus; transcription-dependent tethering of RNA polymerase II gene DNA at nuclear periphery
Cellular component (GO): nuclear pore outer ring
Molecular function (GO): structural constituent of nuclear pore; protein binding
Source: RefSeq, a predicted model, not a curated record